This is a messenger RNA of Melitaea cinxia (Glanville fritillary), 2446 nucleotides long. RefSeq names its product exosome component 10 (gene Rrp6). NCBI's taxonomy places the organism in Eukaryota, Metazoa, Arthropoda, Insecta, Lepidoptera, Nymphalidae. Gene Ontology annotation, molecular function: nucleic acid binding; nucleotide binding; 3'-5'-RNA exonuclease activity. Gene Ontology annotation, cellular component: nucleolus; nuclear exosome (RNase complex). The transcript has 15 exons. Bases 117 to 2411 code for a protein of 764 amino acids. Gene Ontology annotation, biological process: TRAMP-dependent tRNA surveillance pathway; nuclear polyadenylation-dependent antisense transcript catabolic process; histone mRNA catabolic process. The record is from RefSeq and is a predicted model, not a curated record.
AGUCAUAUUCUGUUCAUUUCAUUCUUCACAUUGUCUUCACAGCUCAUCUCCUGCAUGGUGUAGAAGUGAUAUUUUAUUUCAUUUUAUUUAUGUUUUAAUUAAUUUAUCGAUACAAAAUGAAUUCAGUUUUAAAUCCAGAAGCUCCAGAAUUUUAUCCACAUCUGACAUCAGUAACACAGGAUGGAUACACAAAAGUCAGCAAAACAAUCAAAUUGUCAAAUCACCUACCAGCAGGAGUGUCAUACAAAAUAUUCAAAACGUUCACAGACUUCAGCAUCGUGUCGUGUAAAAUGAGCAAUAAUGUUGUCGAACAAUCAAAUGAUAUCGUGAUCAAAGAACUGCCAGCUGUGAAGUUGAAACCAAAUGAUAUCGAAUACAACACAGAGAAAAUAAUCGAUGUCAACGACAACAUUUUGGACAGAGUUAACAUCAACAUUGACAAUGUGUGCAGAGUGAACGCACCAUGCGAGCAGUUUCUGCAAGGCGUCAAACCGACCCAAGCCUGGAGCAACAAGCCUGUUAUCACUAAGAUACAGGUGGGCUCCACGUUGUUCAUUGGAGCUAAAAAUAUACCAAGACCCCAGUUGUCUUUCAAGGACCCCAUAGACAACUCCGACAGCUUGUGGGUCCCAAAGAUAUCAGACAAACCGAACAAUAUAAAGCCACUGGCGCUAAAUAUUUUAUAUAAUGAAGAAGGCGAGGCCGUUGGAUACGAACACCCAUACAAAAUGGAGCUGGAUCUCUACCAGCCUCCGGCUACGUUCAUCUCGCCGGAACCGUCGCCAGCCUUCCCCCCUCCCCUCGAGGCGACACCCUUCACGUACGUGGAUACCGAAGCCCUGAUUGAUGAGUUAGUGACCCAUCUUGACACUGUCGUCGAGCUGGCCAUUGAUGUCGAACACCACUCCUAUAGGACAUACCAGGGCAUCACGUGUCUGAUUCAAAUAUCGACAUUUGCCGGCGACUUCAUAAUCGACGCCCUCGCUGUACGUGAGCACAUCCACAAGCUGAAUCUCUGCUUCACCGACCCCAAGAAAUUGAAGGUGUUCCACGGCGCUGAAAUGGAUAUACUAUGGCUUCAACGUGACUUUGGUGUAUACGUUGUGGGAAUGUUCGACACCCACCAAGCGGCCCGCGUCCUCAGCCUCCCAGGACUUUCACUCAAGAGGCUAUUAAUGAGAUACUGCUCUGUAGACGCAGAUAAGAAAUACCAGCUAGCUGACUGGCGCGUACGUCCCCUACCCGAUGAACUUAUAAAGUACGCUCGUAUGGACACUCACUACUUGCUAUACAUCUGGCAUCGUAUGAAAGGAGAGUUGCUGGAUGCUGUGGGGGGUCAGCAGCAUCUCCUGCUCUCAGUCUUCGAACUGAGUCGACAGAUCUGUGGAGCGACAUACAACAAGGAGGUGAUUAACGAGAACAGUCACAUGGCGAUCUACCUCCGUUCGAAGAAAUCGUUCAAUUCCAAGCAAAUGGCCGCUUUGAGACUACUCUAUCGCUGGCGUGACGCCCAGGCGCGGGAGUUGGAUGAGAGUACCACUUACCUGCUGCCGAAUCAUAUGCUUCUGGCGCUCGCUGAGGCACUUCCUCGUGAAGUGCAAGGUUUGAGCGCUUGCUGCAAUCCCAUGUCGCCAUUCCUCAAGCAGAACCUGGUCACCGUUCACAGGAUGCUGUUAUCGUGUCGCGAGUUGCCUUUAGAGCCGCAGCUGUACCAGAUGCCGGCCGCCGUCAACACCAUGUCUGUACCGCAGCUUUCUUACAAAGUACUGGAUCUGGGACACUUUCCCGACUACAAAGAAGAAAGCAUCAACCUAGACCAGGCAGCGGUCCACCUCGAGACGGAGCCUCCCAACCAGCCAGAUAUACCGGUCUUCAAGGCGUCUGAGCCCGGCUCUGGGUCGGGACUGAACGUGGACGCCAAGAUGUUCAUUCCACCGUACGACAGGUACAAGCAGUAUCGGUCGCUGGCACAGGUUGAAGAAAUAAAAGAAUACAAAGAAAAGGAAGCGAAAAUUGCAGCGAUAUCGAAGGGAAACGAGUACAUAAAGACGGAGGUGUUGAUCAAACUACAAGAAGCGAAGACACUCAUUGAAAAGGAAAGCGACAAAUCGAACGACAAGGAGAUCAAACAAGAGGCUGUUAUAUCCGUGGUCGACGAUGGAGGUCAGACCCUGAGGAAACGAAAGAUAUCUAACGAAAAGGGCAAGAAAAACGAGCCAUGUUCCCAACAAAACCCGAACAAAGCGAAAUCGGAAAAAUCGAAGAACAAAAAUCCAAACAAGGUAAAGAACAAAUCGGAACAAAUGAACGUGAAGCCUUUCAACUACAAGAACGUCAACUACAGGAAGUUCCGCGACGAUUCCGAAAAAGCGCACAAACAGCCCAAGAUGAAGUUUAAAAAACAUAAAUAGACAUUUUAGUUGUAAGCGCAAGUAAACAUAUGUAA